This is a messenger RNA of Capsella rubella, 983 nucleotides long. Its product is annotated as transcription factor bHLH120. Gene Ontology annotation, biological process: regulation of transcription by RNA polymerase II. The record is from RefSeq and is a predicted model, not a curated record. Lineage: Eukaryota; Viridiplantae; Streptophyta; Magnoliopsida; Brassicales; Brassicaceae. Gene Ontology annotation, cellular component: RNA polymerase II transcription regulator complex. Gene Ontology annotation, molecular function: protein dimerization activity; RNA polymerase II transcription regulatory region sequence-specific DNA binding; DNA-binding transcription factor activity, RNA polymerase II-specific. Bases 181 to 783 code for a protein of 200 amino acids. The transcript is spliced from 3 exons.
UAUUUUUGUAAGUCUUCUUUGUUUUUUUCUUUCUUCAAGGAAACAUGAUUAAAGAAGAAUACAGAUCCAAUUAUUUAAGGGAAGUCUCUCCUAUAAGACCUAACAAGUUUCAUUAUAAAAACAAGAGAAAAUUAAACACUGUUACUGCUGAGAUCUGCCAUAGCUAAAUCAGCUCAACCCAUGGAUCCUUGUAAUAAUCCUAAGAAAACAAGGCACCAGAUCAGUCAUAUACCUCACGUUGGAGAUGAAACGAAGAAGGAGAAGAAGCUUCUCCACCGCAACAUCGAGCGACAAAGAAGACAAGAAAUGGCCAUCCUUUUCGCCUCUCUUCGUAGUCAUCUACCUCUGAAGUACAUCAAGGGAAAGAGAGCGAUGUCAGAUCAUGUGAACGGAGCAGUAGCUUUCAUCAAGGACACGCAAACAAGGAUACAAGAACUCUCGGCAAGAAGAGAUGAGCUAAAGAGAGAGAUUAGUGACCAUACUAGUCAAACUAGAUCCGGAUCUGGGUCAAGUAGAUCGGAACCAGCUAGUGUCAUGGUGCAACCAUGCGUGAGUGGAUUCGAGGUAGUGGUGAGCAGCUCAGCAUCAGGUCUCCCGCUCUCAAGGGUUCUUGAAGUUCUUCACGAGCAAGGACUUGAAGUCAUUAGCUCUUUAACCGCACGAGUCAAUGAAAGGCUUAUGUACACUAUUCAAGUCGAGGUAAAUAGCUUUGGUUGCUGCGACUUAGCUUGGUUGCAGCAGAAGCUAAUUGAGGAAUUAGUACUUCCCACGACCAGGCACUAACAUUUGUCAGAAGAGUCUGCUCACUGAAUGAUGUUUAUUUUUGUCCUAAUCUCUUUAUUCUAGUGUCCCUAAGCUAAGGCUGUGUUCUUUUUGGUCCUUCUGAUCUAGCUAGUUGGAGUGAAUAUUUUUGUGUAAUGAUGAUCUGUUUGGUUAGAUUGACUAUAGCAAAUUCUUAACUUUGGUUCAUGCUUCUUUAUAUA